Molecule: messenger RNA, 822 nt
Organism: Coprinopsis cinerea okayama7#130
Lineage: Eukaryota; Fungi; Basidiomycota; Agaricomycetes; Agaricales; Psathyrellaceae
Product: NGG1 interacting factor 3
Exons: 6
Coding region: 1-822 (273 amino acids)
Cellular component (GO): cytoplasm; mitochondrion
Source: RefSeq, a predicted model, not a curated record
AUGUCGAACCCCUUGCUCAACUUGACUACUUCUGUUCUCUCGGAAGCGCUAGCGAAGGAGACCAGCGUGAUUGUCGCUUAUCACCCCACGAUCUUCAAGGGGCUUCAAUCACUGACGCUCGCGAACCCUCUGCAACGAUCGCUCCUGCAGUGUGCCGCAGAAGGCGUAUCGGUGUACAGCCCACACACGGCUCUGGACUCUGUGUGGGGUGGUAUCAACGAUUGGCUUGCCCGCGGAAUGCUGGGGUCGUCAUUGUCGUCGUCAUCCUCGCCUGAAGAGGGAAUAGUCGAGCCUUUGGUAGGCUUGAAGCUUGGCGCAAAUGGUGAAUCCGAAGGCGCCGAAGGAAGGUUGGUGACGCUUAACCAACCCAUCGAAAUCGACGAACUCGUGCGGAGGAUCAAAUCGCACUUGAAGCUUGCAAACGUGCAAGUUGGUUACCCUGAUGUGGCGGAAGGGAGUCCAUCAAAGUUGGUUCAAACGAUUGCCAUUUGUGCUGGGUCCGGUGGAUCCAUGCUCGUCGGAAAGCCGGCCGAUGUGUAUUUUACUGGGGAGAUGUCGCAUCACGAAGUUCUGGCGUCAGUCGCAGCUGGCAAGCACGUCAUUCUCUGUGGUCACACGAACACCGAACGCGGAUACCUCCCAAUCCUCGCAGAGAAGCUACGAAACGGAUUGAGUGAAGACCAAGAGUUUGGAGAAGCUGUCGAGGUGCUGGUUAGCCGGGGUUACACAUUACGCUAUUCCAACAUCCGCAUCCACAACCACGCGAUGUCGACUCGAUGUCGUCAAUCCAACCAAACCACGGACCGGUGUCGAUUGGCUUGA